AUGUCUGAAAAUACAUCCACCGCACAAGAUGCGACCAAACCAUGGGCCUCAAUGCCCCAUCGCAAACCAGUCCCACCUGCCGCCCCCGAUAACGAGGCGGCGACAUCUGAUUCCCAAGUCCCUGAAACAAAGAAUGUUGUUAGCGAGCAAAAACAAAAAUGGCCCCUUGUCGCACCGAUAGUCAUAUGGUGGACAUCUCAAAAACGAUCACGAAAAUUCCUGUUCAUUGGCAGUAUCAUCGCGAUCCUUCUAAUCGCCUUAAUAAUUGGCCUUGCCGUCGGAUUAACAGUCGGAAAGAAUAAAAAAUCUGAUCUUGCCUUACCGACUUCCAACGGUGGCCCCUACUCGGGAGACCUGACAUACUACGAUCCAGGACUUGGGGCAUGUGGCGAUACCAGUACAUCCUCUGAGCUUAUCUGCGCGGUAUCUCACAUCUUGUUUGAUGCAGCUUCGACAAGCUCGAAUCCCAAUGAUAAUCCUUUGUGUGGAUUGAAGAUUCGGAUUCGUCGUGAUGGGAAGAGUGUAGAUGUUAAAGUUGUGGAUCGAUGUGUGGGGUGUGCGGAGACGGAUCUUGAUGUCACUGAGACCGCGUUUGAGAAAUUAGCUAAUAUUCCCCAGGGAAGAGUUACGAUGGAAUGGGCUUGGUUAGAGAAGUCUCCUGUUGAUGCAUAA
Messenger RNA from Penicillium odoratum, 672 nucleotides. RefSeq names its product RlpA-like double-psi beta-barrel domain-containing protein. The transcript is spliced from 2 exons. The record is from RefSeq and is a predicted model, not a curated record. NCBI's taxonomy places the organism in Eukaryota, Fungi, Ascomycota, Eurotiomycetes, Eurotiales, Aspergillaceae. The coding region runs from base 1 to 672 and encodes 223 amino acids.